CGGUCGUUUCUCCUCCUUCUCCUUCUUCUUCUUCUACAACCUGACACCUCCACCUCCACCCCAGAACCAUACAAAUAGAGUAAAAAUCACUCUUUUUUCAACCUCCGACACUCCGGUGGCCGUUUGGGCUCUGUUUCCAACAUGGGUUUCGGUCUGGAUCUUCGUUUUGACCUUGACGAUUGUGAUUUUCGGUGGCUGUCUGAGUUUUUACAGGGCAUGUUGAAACCGGUGGCUGCCCUGGCAGUGGUACUAAUGGCAGUGAUUUUGUCCCGCUGCCAAAAACUGGGUCUGGAGAAAGAAAUGGCAGUUUCUAUUUUCAGAGCAUUUCUCCAACUCUCUGUCAUUGGGUUCGUUCUUCAGUUCAUCUUUAACCAGGAAAACGCUGGUUGGAUCAUUCUUGCUUAUCUUUUCAUGGUCUCUGUUGCUGGAUAUACAGCUGGUCAACGAGCUAAACAUGUACCCCGGGGGAAGUAUGUUGCUGGAAUUUCUAUCCUGGCUGGAACGGCAGUGACCAUGUUUCUGCUUGUUUUGCUGAGCGUUUUCCCUUUUACGCCGCGGUAUAUCAUCCCUAUUGCAGGAAUGAUGGUGGGGAAUUCAAUGACUGUAACUGGGGUUACAAUGAAAAGACUCAGAGAUGAUAUCAAGAUACAAAUGAACCUGGUGGAGACAGCAUUGGCGCUUGGUGCAACUCCACGUCAAGCAACGCUACAACAAGUGAAAAGGUCAUUGGUUAUUGCUCUCUCCCCAGUACUAGACAAUGCCAAAACUGUUGGUCUAAUCUCACUUCCAGGGGCUAUGACUGGCCUCAUAAUGGGAGGAGCAUCCCCUCUAGAGGCUAUUCAACUGCAGAUUGUCGUUAUGAACAUGCUUAUCGGUGCAUCAACCGUUAGCAGCAUCAUGUCAACAUACCUGUGCUGGCCUGCCUUUUUCACCAAGGCAUAUCAGUUAGAAGCCAAGGUUUUCACUUCUGAUUGAAGCCUUUUUCUUUUUUCUUUUUGUAAUCUAAACUUUCACAAAUCCAACACUUAAAAUGAAAUGAAUAUGAUAGGUGUCAAGCUGUUAUCCCAUAAUUUAGAAAUUGUACAAUAUGUACCACUCUGGUUUUUGCCUUUGAUAAAUCUAUUGAAAUAUG
Rubroshorea leprosula is the source of this 1132-nucleotide messenger RNA. NCBI's taxonomy places the organism in Eukaryota, Viridiplantae, Streptophyta, Magnoliopsida, Malvales, Dipterocarpaceae. The record is from the annotation of a GenBank genome assembly.